CAUCCCCUAAAAUUUGAUUGGUUUAAGUUUGCUUGAGUAAAGACUUGACGUGUUCUUGAAAUUUUUUGGUUAUUUAAUUUGUUGUAAUUGACUGAUCGAAUUGUUAUACAACUAAUUAAUUAUGGAUAAAAUAUUAGAUAGCCUUGGGCUGAGCGACAUCAGACGUAUGACAGCUCGCCAGCUUUAUUACCAAUUUCUUAACUUUGGGAUGAUCGUUUCUUCCGCCCUGAUGAUCUGGAAAGGUUUAAUGGUUUUGACGGGAAGUGAAAGUCCGAUUGUAGUUGUACUUAGUGGAAGUAUGGAGCCUGCAUUUCACAGAGGCGAUCUACUUUUUUUAACCAAUUACCGAGAGGAUCCAAUAAAAGUUGGUGACAUUGUGGUUUUCCGUGUGGAGGGCAGGGAAAUCCCAAUUGUCCAUAGAGUUUUAAAAUUACAUGAAAAAGAAGAUGGAUCAGUUAAAAUACUGACCAAAGGUGAUAAUAAUUCCAUAGAUGAUCGAGGACUUUACGCUCCAGGCCAACUUUGGCUGCAAAAGAAAGAUAUAGUCGGCCGGGCGAGAGGGUUUGUUCCAUAUGUGGGUAUAGUGACUAUUCUAAUGAAUGAUUAUCCUAAAUUUAAAUACCUUGUCUUAGGUUGUUUGGGUGUAUUUGUGCUUGUUCACAGGGAUUAAGCUAUUCUUUUUUUAUGUCCACAUUUGCAAACACCCAAACCAGUGAAAUCAUAUUUAAAAUCAUCAAAUAAAAUCCAAUGAAUUUUUUUAAUUAAAUUUAUUCUAUUGAA
Molecule: messenger RNA, 780 nt
Organism: Tetranychus urticae (two-spotted spider mite)
Lineage: Eukaryota; Metazoa; Arthropoda; Arachnida; Trombidiformes; Tetranychidae
Gene: twr
Product: signal peptidase complex catalytic subunit SEC11 homolog C twr
Cellular component (GO): membrane; signal peptidase complex
Molecular function (GO): serine-type endopeptidase activity
Source: RefSeq, a predicted model, not a curated record